UGUGUCACAUUGAUUACACGAUUUGUUUAAUUUAAAAUGGGUUUCAUAUUUGUUCAUACACUGUUAAGAUUUUUAAGAUCAAAAGUACGUGAUGUCAUGCAACUAAUUAUUAUCAGUAUUUUGAUUUAUAUUGUUUACCAACAAAGACAGUCAUAUGAUAGGAGGAUAGGAAAUGAACGAAUAAAAAAUGAGGAACAUACUUUUGAACACACUACAGUGGUUGAGACUCGAUCAGAAAUAGCAUCAAAAUCAACAAGAAAAUCGUCGAAUCACUUUCUCAUAAUUAGUAACGGACGUGCAGGAACACAUUUCAUGAUGAACUUGUUGAAUAAUCACCCAGAUGUAAAAAUGUACGAUGAACUUCUACAGACGAAAAUGUUAUUAAAACCUAAAGGCAUUAUGGGUAACAAAACCGCCAUCUUGAAAUACCUUUCAGAGGAACUUUGUAAAUUAAAAACAUUUUGUGAACAAAAUAAGAAAAUUGGAUUCAUACUUUUAAACUGGCAAAUAUCAAAUUUGGCGCCAUUUUUGUCACUGAAUGACAUUCUAAAACACAUUGGUAACCCAAAGGUUAUAGUUCAAUAUCGAUUAAAUACAUUAUUAUCGUAUUCCAGUCUGCAAAUCAUCAAAGAAAAUGGUGUCAUAAAUGCUAAUAUCUCUAACAAAAAUGUGAGCGUUGAAAUAAACUGGCAUAAAUUUGAGAAUUACGUGAUUAGAAAACGUACUGAAUGGGGAGACACUUUAAAAUGUAUUUCCAAUCGGACAAAAACAUAUGUAUCAUAUGAAGAACUUGUUGCUGAGCAAAAUCUAUGUAUAAGUAGAAUAUUUAAAUACAUUGGUGUCGCAGAAUAUCAUGGGAAAUUCGGUACUCGAAUUACGAAACUGAACCCAACGUCGCUGGAAGAGAGGAUAUCAAACUAUGCUGAAAUAAAACAAUAUAUAAAAGAAGCUCCUAAGAAACUUUUACAGUUGAAUCUUGCUACAGAGAAAGAUGUAACAACACUUUAUGACGAUGCAGAAAUUAACUGAGCAGAAAUAUCUUGUUAAAUGCUAAUAACCUAUAAUGUAUAAUGAUGAUUUUGAUCUCAACUAUUCAAUUUGUUUCAGACAUAAAUACCCUAUGUUCUCUUUUUUAAUUUAAUACGAUAAUGGACGAGUUUGACCAAAAGUAAGCUGAAAGGGAAAACUAUUACUGACUCGAAAGCGCAAAUUAUCGAACAAAUUGGGCAUAGGCGUACAUUUAUACUGACUUAGGAUUUCUUGUAGUAUCACUCCUCAUAUUAAUACUCUUUCCAUCCAGUUGUGUUGACAAAUAACCAAUUCUUGUUCUAGUAAAGUUAUCAUCGUUUCUUGAAAUGUAUCAAUGAUGUCAAAUAUAUGUAAAUAAGAAAAACUAAAUUGGGUCGCUGAAUGAGCUCUUCAUUGAAAGCAAAUCAUGCCUUUCAACAUUAAUUUGGAAGG
Messenger RNA from Owenia fusiformis, 1461 nucleotides. The record is from the annotation of a GenBank genome assembly. NCBI's taxonomy places the organism in Eukaryota, Metazoa, Annelida, Polychaeta, Sabellida, Oweniidae.